Messenger RNA from Moneuplotes crassus, 2900 nucleotides. The record is from the annotation of a GenBank genome assembly. NCBI's taxonomy places the organism in Eukaryota, Ciliophora, Spirotrichea, Euplotida, Euplotidae.
AUGGAUCCUAAAGAGCUACAAGAAGAGAACGAACGAUACAAGGAUGCUUUCGCCAAGAUGGAACGGCAAUGGAGAGAUGCAACAAUGGCACUCAAAUCAAGCAAGAAUAAUGAAAAACUGGUUGAAAUGAGUAACAAAGUCAAAACCAUGAAUAUUAAGCUUAUAAACCUCAGGAAGGAAAAUCAAAAGAUGAAGGAGAAGAUGAAGUUCAAGAUGUACAAACCACCCCCUGCUGAGUCUGAAGGCUCUGAACCUCUGGAGAGCCCCAAGUUCAAUGAUGAGCUUGAUGAGAAAAUUCAAUUCUUAAAAGAUCAAAUGAAGGAGAAAAAUGGUCAGCUUAACCAGUAUAAGGAGAUUAUUGACUCUAAUUACCAAAGUGAAGAUGGUGGUUCCUCAGAUAGAAUUAGCUCAAUCCUCAGACAAAAGGAUCUUGAGAUCCAACGACUGACCAGAGAGAGGAAUAACGCUCUUGAGAAAUUCGAGCAGGUUAAGAACCAGAUCCCUGGAAGUACAGAAUUUAAACAAAAUGAGCUAAAUAUUGACAAAAUAUCUGCUGCUGAAGAGACUAUUGCAGAACUUCAACAGCAGUUACAAGACCAAGAAGAUUUUUCUAAAUAAAAUGAUCGCUAAUCUUGAAAACAAAUGUAAAAAGUUAGAAAAUCAAAUGAAAUCAUCUCCAGCAAAAGACAGAUUUUUCAUUGAAAAUGAAGAACAGUCCAAGGAAUCUGCUCAAAAUAAAGCCAAGAUCACAGAACUCCAGAGCCAGGCGACAGAACUGAGGAAUAAGUUAAAGAUGUAUGAGAAGCGAAUAUUUGAACUCGAAAACACAAGGAGUAAUACUUUCCUAACUAUUUUAGAAAGAGAAAGCUCUUCCUACAAGCAAGAGCUAGAGAUAGCUAAUCGCAAAAUCCGAGUUCUGGAAGACCAGAACUCUGGUGACGAUAAUGAGAUUAUCUCCCAGCAGAAGGAGCUGAUAGCUGAUCUUUCCAAGAGAGUUAAACUCUUGCAAGAAGAGAUUAACCUUAUAUCAAGGAAGCAUCAUGAGCAGCUGAUGAAGUUGAAAAAUGAUCCUUCAAAGUCUAUCUCUUCACAGAAAUCCCUUCUACCAAGGAUGUCUUCUAAGAAGAAGGAUUCUCGGGUGAACAUGACUGUGGAUUAUGGAGGCCAUAUGCCUCCAUUAGACAGAAGCAGUUCUCAGAUGUCCCAGAAUAGCAUGCAAAAGAAGUCAGUUAAACAGAACUUCUUGCCAAAUUCUGGAGACGAAAAGUUGUUCUCCCUAAAAACAAGCCAGGAUCGUGAACUCAUGAGCAACAUUGAUCAACUCGAGAUUGAAGAUCUCAAGAUCCAGAUGCUCAAAAUGAUGAAAAAGAACGAGCAGUUAGAGAAUAACCUUGGAGCUUUAAAGCAGGAAAUGAGUAGCAAACUGAACCUUCUUAGUAGAGAAAACGAAAAUGCUGAGACAAUCAAAUUUACAUCACCAGUAAUUGCUGACCGGAAUUUUGCUCAAGGAGCUCCUCCAAAGAAGGGAUCUCUAAAUGACCCAAUCAUGGACAAGAAGUUCAAAGAUCUUGAGAAGGAUAAUGAAGAUGCUUAUCAUAGAAUCACUGUUCUUGAGGAAGAACUAAAGGUCCAAGAGCAAUUCUUUAGAGACAAACUUCGAAAACAACAGAAAUCAAACUCCAAAAUGCAGGAAGAUACUUUGAUUACAGAGUCUAAAUUUGUGAACAUUAUGGGGCAGCUCAAUAACGAACAGAGUGAGAUUUAUGCAAAGAAGAAAAAACAGGAGAUGGAUACAAAGGACAUCGUUGAAUCAGCCCAAAGAAAAAUCAAGGAAUUAGAAGAUGAACUUGAGUUCAGAUCAAACCAUUUUAAAACAGAGACUGAAAAACUAAAGUCUCAGAAUAAGAUGCUGAAGGAGACAGCCUCUAUUUCAAGGAAAGAAGGUAAUGAUCUACAGGAGGAACACUCUUUGCGUCCUAAUAAGCAGAAAUAAGGAAUACCAAUUACUGCUAGCAAGAAUUGAUGCUCUUGAAGAAGCCAAUAGAUCAAUCCAGCAGCAACUUCAGCUGAAGGAGACUGAAGUACUCAAAGCACUGAAGCAAGUCAAUGAAUUAACUGAUAAGUUGAAUAACAAGAAGAAAAAGAAGAGGAUUGAAGAACGAAAAGAGCUGAUUUCUCCUUCAAAAGGAUCGCAAAUCUCCUCUGGGAGAUCCGGAAUUCUCAAGAAACAGAAAAGUGAACUUUUUCUCUCCAAAUGGGAGGAUAAUGAGCAUAAUGAUGAUGCCAGGAUCGAACUCCUUAAUGACUUCAUCCACUCAGCAGAGCUAAGGCUUGAUCUUUUUAAGCGGAAGAAUGAGUUCCUAAUCUGAAUUAAUCAGUGAAUCGAGUCUAAUAAUCCCAGCCUUUAUGAGAAAGGUGUGAUUAUUAUUUCAGAUCUUAUUGACAUAGAUGUCAUUAAUAAUGAAGAAAUUUCAUCACUCAAACCAGCUAACAAAGCUAUUAUCUGUCUCCAGCCUAAGAAGAUUAAUGAGGAGUCUCAUUAUGCAAUGGUGAGACAGGUCUCGGCACUAAACUUGCUAUGCAAGCUAGACCAGCUUGAUUAUCAAUUUGAUGAUGAGUGAAUGGAUUCCAUCAAGAAAAACGAUGGAGUUAAUACCGUUGUAUCAUUCCUUGAGCAAAAUCAUCAGCAAGGAUAUAAAGCCCAAGCUUGACAACUUAUGGGUAUGAUGAUAGAGGGCGGAACUUUAGAUGACGAAAUAGAGAAUUUAGAAGUUCCCACAAUAUUGAAGAAAUUAACAUCACAUAAGAACAAUAUCGUUAGGCAGAACGCAGAAGAAGCCUUACAGAUGUUAGAAGGAGAAGAUUCAGAGACUGAACAAGAAAAGUUCACACAAGUAUAA